Linum tenue is the source of this 1638-nucleotide messenger RNA. NCBI's taxonomy places the organism in Eukaryota, Viridiplantae, Streptophyta, Magnoliopsida, Malpighiales, Linaceae. The record is from the annotation of a GenBank genome assembly.
CUCCAAAUACCUCUCAUCUCUAAACAAAAAAAAUGGCAAUUCAGCUCUCCCUUCUUCUUCUCCUCCUCUUAGCACUCCUCCAAUUCCCAACCCAUAUUUUCACCUACCCUGUUUCAGACCCUGAUUCAGUUGCAGAAGAAGUAAAUUGGAGCAUAAGAAACGCAACGGCGGAUGCGAUGGCGGAUUCAGGAUUCCGCUCGUGCAAAACGGGGAACCCAAUCGACGACUGCUGGAAAUGCGACCCCUAUUGGUACAAGAAUCGGAAGCACCUGGCCGACUGCGCGAUCGGGUUCGGGAAGCAGGCGACUGGGGGCAAAUACGGCAGGUUCUACGUCGUGACCGACCCGAGCGACGACCCGUUCCACCCGAGACCGGGAACCCUGCGCCACGCCGCGAUCCAGAAGAGGCCGCUCUGGAUCGCGUUCGCGCGCGACAUGGUGAUCACGCUCAAGCGGGAGCUGCUGGUGAGCUCGCACAAGACGAUCGACGGCAGGGGCAGCAACGUGCACAUAGCCGGUGGGCCCUGCAUCACGAUUCGCUACGUGACGAAUGUCAUCAUCCACGGGCUCCACAUCCACCACUGCAAGAGCGCGAGGAGCAUGUACUCGUCGUCGUCGGGUGAUGAUGAUCCUUCCGAUUUCGAUAAUGAUGCGUUGGUCGGGGAGGUGUCGGACGGGGAUGGAAUCUCCAUCUUCGGCUCGAGGCUCGUGUGGGUCGACCACUGCUCGCUGUCCAGCUGCUUCGACGGGUUGAUCGACGUGACCUACGGUUCGACCGCGGUCACGCUCUCGAACAACUACAUGACGCACCAUAACGAGGUGAUGUUGUUGGGCCACAACGACGGGUUCACUCGGGAUAGAGCCAUGCAGGUCACCGUUGCGUUUAAUCAUUUCGGCGAAGGACUGAUCCAAAGGAUGCCAAGGUGUAGGCAUGGGUACUUUCAUGUGGUGAACAACGACUACACGCAUUGGCUGAAGUAUGCAAUUGGAGGGAGCGCUGCUCCAACGAUCAAUAGUCAAGGGAACCGGUUUUUGGCCUCGAACAACAGGUUCACUAAAGAGGUGACGAGGCGUGCCAAUGCGCCGCAGAGUGAGUGGAGGAAAUGGAACUGGAGAUCGCAAGGAGACAUGUUUCUAAACGGCGCCUUCUUCAGAAGUUCAGGCAGCGGAGCGACUUCCAGCUAUGCCAAGGCGACGAGCUUGCCAGCUAAGCCCUCUAAUAUGGUCGCCUCCAUGACCGCCAGUGCUGGCGCCCUGCUCUGCAGGAGAGGUUUAGCAUGUUGAUUAAUUAAUUAAUGGGAAACAACAUGAUGGUCGUUUUGGAAGAAUGUCCCAGUAAGAGAAGGUGUUGGGUAUUAGUCAUUAGAACUACUAACUCGAUUGGAUUUGGUGACGAUGAGUUUGCGAUGGAAAUACACCGGGGGAGAAAUGAAAAUAGGAAAAUAAAGUAGCCUGUCCUUCUCCACUGAUAUUUGUCUAGAGGAGGGGGCAUGAGCUUCGUUUUUAGGGUACCUAGCUAGAAGAGCUUUUAUUUUUACGGGUUGUUUGUGCACCGGAACAAAUCAUGCAUGAAUAAGAUUUUGUACAUCCUUUAAGUAAUAUCAAUGCCAAGCUAAGCAAUCAGAAUUUUUUUAUGACC